Aspergillus terreus NIH2624 is the source of this 561-nucleotide messenger RNA. Its product is annotated as putative RAS small monomeric GTPase (Rsr1). Gene Ontology annotation, molecular function: GTPase activity; GDP binding; GTP binding. The transcript has 6 exons. Lineage: Eukaryota; Fungi; Ascomycota; Eurotiomycetes; Eurotiales; Aspergillaceae. The record is from RefSeq and is a predicted model, not a curated record. Bases 1 to 561 code for a protein of 186 amino acids. Gene Ontology annotation, biological process: signal transduction. Gene Ontology annotation, cellular component: plasma membrane.
AUGCGACCGCAACGCGAAUACCAUAUCGUCGUUUUAGGCGCUGCUCAAUUUGUCCAGAAUGUCUGGAUUGAGAGUUACGACCCGACGAUCGAAGAUUCGUAUCGGAAGCAGAUCGAGGUAGAUGGCCGACAAUGCAUCUUAGAAAUCCUUGACACAGCGGGAACAGAACAAUUCAGCCAGGGAUUCCUCCUCGUCUUUUCUAUCACUAGCAUGUCCUCGUUGAACGAAUUGUCCGAACUGCGGGAACAAAUCAUCCGCAUCAAAGACGACGAGAAAGUCCCCAUCGUCAUCGUGGGGAACAAAUCGGACCUCGAAGAGGACCGUGCCGUGCCGCGUGCCCGCGCAUUCGCCCUCUCCCAGAGCUGGGGCAACGCCCCUUACUACGAGACCUCGGCUCGUCGACGAGCCAAUGUGAACGAGGUCUUCAUCGAUCUCUGCCGCCAGAUCAUCCGAAAGGACACGCAAGGCAGCUCGAAAGCCCCGGAGGCCCAACCCCGCCUCGACAGAAAGAAAGAGAAGCGGCGACAGGCCCGGCGAAAGGGGCCGUGUGUGAUCCUAUAG